AUGAUGCAAGACCUUUCUAGUAAUGCGUGGAAGCCAUGUGAUCCAGAGGCAGAGAAAGUGUUCAAAUCUAUUAAAGAAGAAAGUGUAAAAUUUGCCAUUGUGUCCAACUUCGACACUCGAUUAAGACCCCUCCUACGAGCACUGAGAUCGGAGAAACCAAACUCGAUCAUCUUCUUGGAAGCUUGUAAAUUUUUAGGAGUGAAUCUCGAGGAUGCGGUUCGUGUAGAAGAUGAUCAUGGGGAGCAAGACAUGCAGGUUGUGACGCUUGUCUCUGAGGAAGUGAAGUUACUUUUAAUAUGGUACAAGCGGCAUCAUGUUCUUAAGUUUUUUUAA
Molecule: messenger RNA, 333 nt
Organism: Arabis nemorensis
Lineage: Eukaryota; Viridiplantae; Streptophyta; Magnoliopsida; Brassicales; Brassicaceae
Source: the annotation of a GenBank genome assembly